Messenger RNA from Pelmatolapia mariae (spotted tilapia), 1492 nucleotides. RefSeq names its product high mobility group 20A (gene hmg20a). The transcript is spliced from 9 exons. The coding region runs from base 107 to 982 and encodes 291 amino acids. The record is from RefSeq and is a predicted model, not a curated record. NCBI's taxonomy places the organism in Eukaryota, Metazoa, Chordata, Actinopteri, Cichliformes, Cichlidae. Gene Ontology annotation, cellular component: nucleus. Gene Ontology annotation, biological process: regulation of gene expression.
GAUUCUAUCUGAGUGGACAUUUUUAUUGUUUUGAUUAGGAAAAUAUUCUGGGCAGCUCCAGCUAGAGGGUGCGUUAUCUAAGAUCUAAUCUUCCCUCGUAAGAGUCAUGGAUGAGCAGACAGGCUCACCUGGAGCCAAUGCUGACAACAACAGCCAGAGAAACGGAGAUGAGAAACCCCGACGUGGCAGCUGGACCAAGGGGAGGAAGAGGAAGAAGCCAAUGAAGGACAGCAACGCUCCCAAGGCCCCCCUGACGGGCUACGUUCGCUUCAUGAACGACAGACGGGAGCAGCUACGGGCAGAGCGUCCAGACGUGCCCUUUCCAGAGAUUACAAGGAUGCUGGGCAAUGAGUGGAGCAAGCUGCCCCCCGAGGAGAAGCAGCGAUACUUGGAUGAGGCAGAGCGCGAUAAGGAGCGCUACAUGCGAGAGCUGGAGAAGUACCAGAAGACGGAGGCCUACAAACAUUUCACCAGGAAGGUCCAGGAGAAGCAGAAGGGCAAGAGGCACAGGGGAGAUGUCGGACACCAGGUAGCCAACGAGGCCCUUCACGAGAAGGAUGCAGAGGGAAAGGACAGAACUGUGUUUGACAUACCGAUCUUCACAGAGGAGUUUCUAAACCACAGCAAAGCACGUGAAGCUGAGCUGCGGCAGCUGCGUAAGACAAACAUGGAGUAUGAGGAGCGUAACGCAGCCCUGCAGAAGCACGUGGAGAGCAUGCGCGGCGCUGUAGAGAGGCUGGAAGGGGACGUCAUGCAGGAGAGGGGACGCAACGGGCUCCUUCACCAACACCUGGAGACCCUGCGCCAGGCUCUCAGCUCUAGCUUCUCCACUAUACCCCUGCCUGGCAGUGGAGAGACACCCACUCUUGAAACCAUUGAUUCCUACAUGAAGAAGCUCCAUAGCAUCAUUGUCAGUAACCCUCAAGAACACGAGAAUCUCAUCAGCACUGUGAGAGAGGUGGUCAACCGCUUGGACAGAUAAUUGGAUUCAAGUUCAGCUGAUGCAAUGGACUGACUCACAGGACAUUAAACAGACGCUCCUUCCUGGUUUAUGCCCUUCCUCUUUACGUCCAAUCUUCUUGUUGAUCUCUCAUUUCAGCCGAGUUUAAAACAACUUUUGUUACUCUGCUAAAGUGAUACAAGCGAGGGUAAUGUAGCGUCUCAUAUUUAUUUAUAAUUUUUUACUUCUGUUUUUUUUUUUGUAAACCUGUUCACACACUAUUAACAUAGCCAUAGUUUGUUUUAUAAAGUAAUCAGAGAAUAUUUACAACACUUUUCUGUUGUUAUUGCUCCUGUUCGGUCUUCACUGUCUGUUUAUAGCAACCUCCAGAACAAUAUCUAAGUCAUUAUCAGAUGUGUUGUCAGUGGAUUUGUAUUUACAUACCCAGGACAUACUGUUGAAGAUACUGUCUUUCUUUCAUGCUCUGUUGAGGUGAAAAAUGUGCCAUUCUUGUUUUCUUUUUUUUCUGUGUGAAAAGUGUUUGUGUUUUCA